Esox lucius (northern pike) is the source of this 1125-nucleotide messenger RNA. RefSeq names its product D(5)-like dopamine receptor. The record is from RefSeq and is a predicted model, not a curated record. Gene Ontology annotation, biological process: adenylate cyclase-activating adrenergic receptor signaling pathway. The transcript has a single exon. Gene Ontology annotation, molecular function: G protein-coupled receptor activity. Gene Ontology annotation, cellular component: membrane. Bases 16 to 1125 code for a protein of 369 amino acids. NCBI's taxonomy places the organism in Eukaryota, Metazoa, Chordata, Actinopteri, Esociformes, Esocidae.
GUUGCAGUUCUUGUGAUGCCGUGGAAGGCUAUGUCAGAGGUGGCCGGCAGCUGGAUCUUCGGCAGCUUCUGUGACACCUGGAUAGCUUUUGACAUCAUGUGCUCCACCGCGUCUAUUCUCAAUCUUUGUAUAAUAAGUAUGGACAGAUAUUGGGCAAUUUCGAGCCCUUUCCGAUAUGAGCGUAAAAUGACCCAAAGAUUUGCUUUCGUUAUGAUUGGGGUGGCAUGGACUUUGUCCAUUUUGAUCUCUUUUAUUCCCGUUCAGCUCAAUUGGCACAAAGCAGAGGAGGAAAAUGCAACAAUGAACGAUACUAAUCAAAUAGAAGACUGUAACGCAAGCCUGAAUAGCACGUAUGCCAUAUCUUCCUCCUUGAUAAGUUUUUACAUACCAGUCGUCAUUAUGGUUGGCACUUAUACACGGAUCUAUCGUAUCGCGCAAACCCAGAUCCGGAGAAUCUCAUCAUUGGAGAGAGCCGUAGAACACGCACAGAACAACCAGCAAACAACAGAGCAAACAAACUCGUUAAAAACAACAUUUAAGAAGGAAACGAAAGUUUUAAAGACCCUCUCUAUCAUUAUGGGAGUGUUUGUAUUUUGCUGGUUGCCUUUUUUCGUGGUCAACUGUAUAGUACCUUUUUGCGACAUUAACAAUCUCGAUGAUCCCCUCUGCGUUAGUAACACCACGUUUAACAUUUUUGUGUGGUUUGGAUGGGCCAACUCAUCGUUGAACCCAGUCAUAUACGCAUUUAAUGCUGAUUUCAGAAAAGCGUUCUCCACUAUUCUGGGCUGCAAUAGAUACUGUUCUAAUUCUACCGUCGAAGCUGUCAAUUUCAGCAACGAGUUGGUAUCAUACCACCACGACACUACACUCCAGAAAGACGCAACCAUCACUGCCUCUGUGCAGUGUGCGCAACGCCUGCCCAUGGUCUCACAGGAUGAAGAUUUGGACUUACCAUUUGACAAAGUAUCAGUUAUCUCUGAUACUUCACGUAACCAAAGAAACCUUCUCCUGCCUGCAAUACUGAAUUUUGAAUGUGAAGCAGAAAUAUCAUUAGAUAUGAUUCCUUUCCCCUCAGCAGGGCCCAGUGAGUGUUAUGUGAUUCCAGGUCAAAUUGAGGAUUUGUGA